This is a messenger RNA of Akanthomyces muscarius, 1257 nucleotides long. RefSeq lists its product as uncharacterized. The transcript has 2 exons. NCBI's taxonomy places the organism in Eukaryota, Fungi, Ascomycota, Sordariomycetes, Hypocreales, Cordycipitaceae. Bases 1 to 1257 code for a protein of 418 amino acids. The record is from RefSeq and is a predicted model, not a curated record. Gene Ontology annotation, cellular component: vacuole; membrane. Gene Ontology annotation, biological process: regulation of intracellular pH.
AUGCUUGGCUCUCAAAGCCAUGAGCGGCGCCAAGCCAUGAAGGCUCUGCGCAACCAGAGCAUCAAAAUCAUUACUGGUUACACCAUCCUCGGCUUCUGCAACGUCAUCCUCUCCAGCAUCGUCUUCUCCUCCAGCUACCUCAUCAUCCCCUACUCCCGACCGGCCGUCAUCCUCAUCCAGGUCCUGCCCGCCCUCGCCGUCAAGCUGCUGGCCCCCCACGCGCUCCGCCACGUCCACUGGAAGCUGCGCCCGUUUCUCUUCGCCGCCUGCUGGGCCCUCGCCGUCUUCGUCACCUCGGUCACGCCCGCCAACGUGCCCGCCGUCUGGCGCGUCCUCAUCACCAUGCUCGCCGCCGCCACGGCCGCCGCCACCGAGGUCUCCUGCAUGGGCCACUUGCGGCACUUUGGCCGCGCGGGCCUAGCCGGCUGGGGCAUCGGCACCGGCGCCGCCUCGCUCCUCUGGGCUGUCGCGCCCUACUUCCUCACCGUCAGCAUGCACGCCGUCCUGCGCCGCGCCGUCGACUACGCCCACUACUUCAUCGGCGCCGGGCUCGUCGCCAACUCGAUGAUCCUGCGCCGGCCGCCCAUCUUCACCACCACGACUGUCGACAGCAUCAAGUUUGACGCGAGGGCCGCCGAAGAAGGCGGCUCGUUUGUGGUCCAGGAGCCGCCGCAGAGCGAGCCCCAGACGUGGACGGGCCGUCUCGAGCACAACCUGCGCCUGAUUGAUCCUCUCGCCAAGCCUUACAUCCGCUCCCUGUGCUUUGCCUUUACGCUGCAGGCUCUGGUCGCGCCGGGCAUCUCGCGCGCCUACGGCCAGUCUGCCGUCUUUGGCAGCUUCGAGACCUUUUACGCCAUCUACAAUCUCGCUUUCCAGGCCGGCAACCUCGUGUCGCGCUCCACCAUUCUCCUCAUCCGCUUCCGCCACCUCGCUCGCCUGACCUCCCUGCUCGCCGUUCUGGUUGCCGUAAUUCUCUUCAACGGCGUGGCCUCAAUCUUCUCUUCGCCGUACUUUCUGCUGCCCGCGCUCUUCCUGACAGGUCUCCUCGGCGGCGCCGUGUACGCCAACGUGUUCGCGUCAGCUGUCGAGCAGAUGGCCACCGACAAGCCCGCCGAUGCGGAGUUUGGCCUCGGCGUCAUUGGCACCGGCGAGACGGCCGGCACGCUAUGCGGCUCGCUCCUCGCCGCGCUGGUAGAACAGAGCCUAUGCAGCGUGGACGCAGGAACGGGCACGCGAUGGUGCUAUACCAGAUCUUGA